Molecule: messenger RNA, 2634 nt
Organism: Solanum dulcamara
Lineage: Eukaryota; Viridiplantae; Streptophyta; Magnoliopsida; Solanales; Solanaceae
Exons: 18
Coding region: 221-2395 (724 amino acids)
Source: RefSeq, a predicted model, not a curated record
UAUGCUACAAGACAACGGAAAAAAAGGGAAGAAGAAAGAAAAUAGAGAGGCGCGAAAGGAGAGGCAAGAGACUCGAACUACUACCGAACAAUCUGACCUCUUCCUUCUUCUCUAACACACAAAUUCCAGUUCCAAUUUCAAAUGUCUCAUUCCAUUUCUUCUUCUUCUUCAACGAAAUCAACCGGUAAAUCUAACCGGAAACUCAAUUAUUUGGUCGGCGAUGUCAUGGCUCAGAUCGGCGGUGAGCAAAGCUGUAGAAGUUGGCGGCGUCGGCAACAGAAAUAUCUCUCGCAAUCUUCGUUACUACGCUGAUUCCGUCGUACAACAAGCCAGUAAUGCCGUUUCCGGUGGUGCCAAGUUAUUCCUUGAUCGCUCUGGGUCUCGGAGUUUUCAGAAUUUUAAGCAAACAGUGAAAACAUUAGAAGAACUUUCUGUUUCAUGUAGAGGUGUAGAGAGAGUUCAGCUACUACGAAGAUGGUUAGUUGCUUUGAAAGAGAUUGAGAGACUAUCACUGCCUCUGCCUGUUAGUGAACAUGUCUCUUCCCCAAAGAGCAUUGAUUCUAUUUAUACCACCGACAAUGACAGGAGUUCUCCUCGUGAGCCAAUUUUGGUUUUAUAUUAUGAUCCUGAUCUCAGCGGAGAACCAUUGAAUUUUAGAGAUGUGUUCCUUAGCAGUCAAGCUCUUGAAGGCAUGAUACUUUCAAUGAUUCUUGAAGCACCUGAUACAGAAGAAGUCUCUUUACUUAUGGAGAUAUUUGGGCUAUGUCUUACGGGUGGGAAAGAAGUUCGUGAGGCAACCAUGAGCAGUAUAAAAGUUUUGGCAAAAACUUUCUCAAGCUAUAAAGAAGAAGUGCUGGCAAAGAAGGAAGAACUGCUUCUCCAUGCACAAGGUGCAAUUGCUGGACUGAAAAUAAAUGCAGAUAUAAUGAGAAUAGAUUCUGAAGUCUCAAACAUACAUCAAAAACUAGACAAGGUGAUAUUACAACUGCCUUCAAGCAAACAUGAAAAGGACUCGUCUAGUGUAGCAACUAAUGCAACGUCAGAGGCAUUGAAAGAAGCACUCUCCCAGCUUCAAUUCUUAUCUAAGAUGGAAGCACUUUUAUUACAGAAGAAGGCUUUGCUCGGCAGGGACGUUCCUGAAAGUCAGUCCAAAAGGGUUUUUAAGUUGAAGGUUUUAUCAGAGUCUCUUUCAAGCUCUGCUACAAAAACUGAAGACCGCAUUUCAGAGAACAGAAUCCAAAAGGAAGGAGCUCUUAAGUUCCGUAUAACAAAAACCGGCGAGAUCUCCCAGCUUGAGAAGGAACUUGAGGAUGAAAUUAAUGCGCUUGAGAAUCAGAGAGAUGCACUUGAAGCAGCUCUGAAAAAGGUCAAAGUUGCACUGGUUUCUGCAAAUGCCCGUCUUUACAAUGCUAGGGAAGAAAAAGAGCAGUUUGAUGAAGCUAAUAGUCAAAUUCUUCAACACUUCAAAGUGAAGGAAGAUGAGCUGUCUAAAUCGAUGACCUUAUAUAGGGCAGAAGCAGAUGUUUGUGAUGCAUUUAUUAGUUUUUUAGAGGACUCCUGGACUUUUGAGUCCUCUUACAUCAAACAAAAGCAGAAGCAGGUCAAUGAUGAAUUGGACAAAUGUGAAGAUUAUUUGGUGAACUUGGCAAUCCAUGUCUUAUCAAUGUACAAGGAUGAGCUGGGGCCUUCUAUUGCAAACCUUAAGGAUUUUGCAGAGAACUUGAAACGGCCAGAAAUUAUCAACAAUGAGAAGGUAGAAACAGUUGAAGAGAAGAGAAGGUUGGAAGAAGAAUACCUGAAUGCAGAGGCUAAGUUAGUUACAGUGUUCAGUGUAGUGGACGGCAUAAAAAGACAAUUUUAUGGGCAAGACGGCACGAUCUCUAGGAAAGGUGAUCAGAAACUGAAAGAGUUACUUGAUACUCUUCAAAAGCUAGAAGACGACUUUGAAUCCAUUAAUCGACCAACACUGGAAAUUGAGACCCUAGCAAGGAAGACUGAGGCAAAAUCAAAAGAGACACUUGAAAGCUCUCCUUCUUCAUCUCCUACGCUGCCACCAAACGAUGAUUCUGCAUCCUUUGUGGAUGCUCUUCCACGAAUCCAGACACCAAGGCCUGACCAUACGUCCAAUCCAGAAACGGUGGUACUUACACCUAGGCGAUGGAUGAGAGAGAAUGUCAGAAGAAGUCUCUCAUUAGCUAUUAAUCAAACAACAGGGACGCUGGAGUCCAGUUUCAAGUCGCCAAAACAUCGGAAAGGGAAGUCCUUGGAUCCAGCUGUUGAACUUUCUAGGUUGAAGCUCGAGCUGGAACUCGAGAAUGAUAGUAGAAUACACCCUUCUGAGGAGAUCAACGACUGGGAAUCUGAUGUGAUUGAUAAAGAAAAGAUUACAUUUUAAAUGAACCUCCCAACUACAGCAGACAGGUUCCAAUAUGUACCCUUUGGCUACCUUCUUGAGACAAAAGAUGGCGAAAACUGCCUAUAGCCUGUUUUUCUUUUAACACUGAACCUUGGGGAUAACCUCUUAAAUCACUUUACACUUAGUUUUUCAUGGUAUUAGAUGAAUCUUUUGUACAUAAAAUACGUUGUUGUUAUGACGUCCGUAUUUAAUUCAGGUGUACACAUGGAUUCUCUGUA